AAAAAAACAAAAUCCAAAACUCCGAUUCUGAGCCACUCGCGAAGAGAUACCACUGGAGUCUACACUACCUGCUCUUUCUCCUGGAAAACCCUCUUCCAUGGCCAAAACCUGAACAAAAAAAGGUUCAAUGGCCUCUAUUUCCACGUGCUUCACCGUGUCACCCGCUUGUUGUCGCCUCCACCCCAAGCCCUCCAUUUUCCCCAAACGUAUUCCCAACCCCUUUCCUCCCAGCCAAGCACCCAUUUCUUUCCCGGGAACCGCGGGGAAAGUUCGCGACUCUAGGGUUCUGAUACGGACCGUGAGAGCGAGCGCUGACGUCGCUUCAGCGAUCAGGCCCGGAGGUUCGGUGGAGAGCGAUAGCCUGCCCUCCGAUGUCAGGAACCGAGCCAUGGAGGCCGUUGACGCGUGUGGAGGGAGGGUCACCAUUGGCGACGUCGCGAGUAGAGCCGGCCUCAAGUUGAAUGAAGCUCAGAAGGCCUUGCAAGCUCUUGCUGCUGACACCAAUGGCUUCUUGGAGGUUUCGGACGAGGGUGAUGUUCUGUAUGUUUUUCCCAAAGAUUAUCGAGUGAAGCUUGCGGCCAAGUCAUUUAGAUUCAAAAUUGAGCCUGUUAUUGAGAAGACAAAGGCUACGGCUGAGUACUUAGUGAGGGUUUCCUUUGGUACUGCACUGGUUGCUUCAAUUAUUCUUGUUUAUACCACAAUUAUUGCUGUUCUUGUUUCUGGUAGUAGAAGUGAGGAGGAUAGUCGUGGAAGACGCGGAGGUAGAGGAUAUGAUUCGGGAUUUUCCUUUUACAUCAAUCCACUAGACCUGUUUUGGUACUGGGAUCCAUAUUACUAUAAGAGGCGACAGAUAGAAAAAGAUGAUGGCAAAAUGAACUUCGUUGAAUCUAUCUUCUCAUUCGUGUUUGGAGAUGGCGAUCCGAAUCAAGGAAUUGAAGAGGAGAGAUGGAAGUUGAUUGGGCAAUACAUAGCCUCUAAUGGUGGUGUUGUCACAGCUGAAGAACUUGCUCCAUAUCUUGAUGUAGAAACUGCAGAGGAGACUACAAAUGAUGAGUCAUACAUCUUACCUGUUCUUUUGCGGUUUGAUGGUCAACCUGAAAUAGAUGAAGAGGGAAAUAUUCUGUAUCGCUUUCCAUCUCUCCAGCGUACAGCUUCUUCUCAAAGAAGUAAACGAAAGGAUUAUGUGGGAAGAAGAUGGACUGAAUGGGUUGGAGGGGUUGAGAAGUUUUUCAAGGAGAGGAAAUGGCAAUUCAGUAAAACUAGCACUUCAGAAACAGCAAUGGUGAUUGGUUUAGGCGGGCUUAACCUAUUUGGUAUCAUUGUUCUCGGAGCCAUGUUAAAGGAAAUUGCAGUUAAACCUAGUGGGUUGAUUAAAUUUGCCUCUGACAUGUUUCCUGUCCUUCAGUAUCAGCAAAAGGUUAUGCCGUCCCAACAAUCAAAUGAUAUCUAUUGGCCUCAUGCGAGAGGGUGAAUUAUAUUAUGUUUUCAGGGGAAAGGUCCAGUUAUGGCUCAAGUUUUAGGACAAGAGAAAUGUGCUUGAUCAAUUAUCUUUUUUGGUGCAGAAAUACAUAUUACAUUUUUUCGAAUCCUCAUUCACUUGAUGUCAAGUAUUUAUUCUAGUCACUUUUCAUACAAUUGCUUCUAAAGUUUGAUGCCUUGCCACUCUUGUGCUAUGUCAAAUUUUUAACUAGUAUCCUUGUGGCAUUAUCACACCUCCAUAUCUGACUCGGUUAUCUUAAAUUUCCAUUUAAUCACAUUAACCAGCAAAGCAGGCUCGAUGUGCUGGUGAAUCAGAGGGGGGGUUUUUUGUGUCUAUCAUUUGUUCCCAUUUGACACAUCCAAUAAUGGAAAAGCUGUGGUUCUCCUCAUCCACUAUUAACUGAGAGUGUAAACUUGCUCACAUGGAUGAAACUCAUAACCAAUGAAUGGAGAAAACAAUAUUUGAAAUUUUUGUUUGCUCGUGAACUGAUAUCCAAGUAUUUUCUGAAAUUGAACUUUAUUCUUUUUAACAAUUUUAGAUUGUUUUGUGUAAGCACUGUUCAUUCUCUACAAAGAUAAGAUUGAAGCCUCAAGGUCUCAGGCAACAUUAUCAAAUGUUUGUUUAACUUUGCUUGCAUCUAUUCAUUUGAGCAAUAACUAUGCAGAUUUAUGCUGGUUCUUUCUUUGCAAUUCCUUUGAUCCGGUGGUUCCUCGUUCGCAAUAGGAAUGCUAGAAUAGAAAAGAGAAACCGAGCUA
Molecule: messenger RNA, 2235 nt
Organism: Corylus avellana
Lineage: Eukaryota; Viridiplantae; Streptophyta; Magnoliopsida; Fagales; Betulaceae
Product: Iron-sulfur cluster biosynthesis family protein
Cellular component (GO): chloroplast envelope
Source: RefSeq, a predicted model, not a curated record